Molecule: messenger RNA, 1241 nt
Organism: Salvia miltiorrhiza (redroot sage)
Lineage: Eukaryota; Viridiplantae; Streptophyta; Magnoliopsida; Lamiales; Lamiaceae
Exons: 11
Coding region: 70-1062 (330 amino acids)
Biological process (GO): transmembrane transport
Cellular component (GO): membrane
Molecular function (GO): transmembrane transporter activity
Source: RefSeq, a predicted model, not a curated record
UACGAGUUGUCUCGCUUCGGCUUGGCUAACUAAUAGUAACACAUUAAUGCGCAUAAAAUCUGAACGAAGAUGGUGAAUUGCAAAAAAUUGUUCACGAAAUCUACAUUAUUAGGGCUUGCUUUAGGACAGUUUCUCUCUCUUCUCAUCACCUCCACCGGAUUUUCAUCUUCUGAACUCGCCAACAGAGGAAUUAAUGCACCAACGUCGCAGUCGUUCUUGAAUUAUGUAUUGUUGGUAUUGGUCUAUGGAAGCAUUAUGCUCUACAGAAGAAAACCUCUCAAGGCCAAAUGGUAUUACUACAUCUUGCUAGGAUUGGUUGAUGUUGAAGCCAAUUUUCUUGUGGUGAAGGCAUACCAGUACACCUCACUUACAAGUGUGAUGCUGCUGGAUUGUUGGACAAUACCAUGUGUCCUGUUUCUGACAUGGUUCUUUUUGAAGACGAAGUAUAGAUUCCAAAAGUUUAUAGGCGUAGCAAUCUGCAUUGCUGGUCUUGUAACAGUUGUUUUCUCUGACGUACAUGCAGCAGAUAGAUCAAGUGGUAGCAUACCUAUUAAAGGUGAUCUGCUCGUUAUUGCCGGGGCAACACUUUACGGUGUUAGCAACGUCAGCGAGGAGUUUUUUGUUAAAAGUGCAGAUAGGGUGGAACUUAUGGCCUUCUUGGGCAUCUUUGGUGCAAUUAUCAGUGCUAUCCAAAUAAGCAUACUUGAGCGCCAUGAACUCAAAUCGAUUCACUGGUCUUCUGGGGCGACACUCCCGUUCGUUGGAUUUUCUUUAGCGAUGUUUGCGUUUUACUCGGGGGUUCCUGUUUUGCUCAAGAUGAACGGAUCAACAAUGCUAAAUCUUUCGCUGCUGACUUCGGAUAUGUGGUCCGUUUUAAUCCGGAUCUUCGUAUACCAUGAAAAGGUGGAUUGGAUGUAUUUCAUGGCCUUUGCUGCUGUCACGCUCGGGCUCAUUGUUUAUUCAGUAGGCGACGAAAACGAGGGCGAUGAUGAGAAGAAAAACGUUGAUGAGGAGGCCGGUUUGAGUCGUACAGAUCGAGGAGCUCUUCAGAUUGAAGUUUGAGCAAACUAUUUUUUGCAGGAUUUUUUUUUUGAAACAAUUUUUUUAGGAAGCAUUAUUAUUAGUUUAAGAUUUUCGUCCCGUAUUUAAGCUCAGUUACUUUUUUUACAUACACUCUUCACUCUCGACCAAACUGAAGUUGCUGAAAGUGUUUGGUUUUAGUUUCUAGCGAGUUAUGAUUU